UGCAUUAGCCGCCCCAGUCUCCUGCCUUCGUGGUUUCCCUCCCUUCCUGACCUCUAAACCUGAGCUUUUGACUUGCUCGUAGGGACAAAAGAAGAAGGCGAUCGUGAAAUUACCAGUAGCCGGGAUAGUCCCCCGGUGAGAGCGAAGAAGCCCCGCAAAGCGCGGACGGCCUUCUCGGACCAUCAGCUCAACCAGCUGGAGCGGAGCUUCGAGCGGCAGAAGUACCUGAGCGUGCAAGACCGCAUGGACUUGGCGGCCGCCCUCAACCUGACCGACACCCAGGUCAAAACCUGGUACCAAAACCGGAGGACCAAGUGGAAGCGGCAAACGGCCGUGGGGCUGGAGCUGCUGGCCGAAGCCGGGAAUUAUUCGGCUCUGCAGAGGAUGUUCCCGUCGCCCUAUUUCUACCACCCCAGCUUGCUGGGCAGCAUGGACAGCACCACGGCCGCCGCGGCCGCCGCCGCCAUGUACAGCAGCAUGUACCGGACUCCGCCCGCGCCUCACCCCCAGCUCCAGCGCCCCCUCGUCCCCCGCGUGCUCAUCCACGGCCUGGGCCCCGGCGGGCAGCCCGCCCUCAACCCCCUGGCCAACCCCAUCCCCGGGACCCCGCACCCGCGGUGAAAGAAAGGCCCCCCCGCCC
Messenger RNA from Heteronotia binoei (common prickly gecko), 640 nucleotides. Its product is annotated as barH-like 2 homeobox protein. Bases 244 to 621 code for a protein of 125 amino acids. The record is from RefSeq and is a predicted model, not a curated record. Gene Ontology annotation, cellular component: nucleus. Gene Ontology annotation, molecular function: DNA-binding transcription factor activity, RNA polymerase II-specific; RNA polymerase II transcription regulatory region sequence-specific DNA binding. Lineage: Eukaryota; Metazoa; Chordata; Lepidosauria; Squamata; Gekkonidae. The transcript is spliced from 2 exons. Gene Ontology annotation, biological process: regulation of transcription by RNA polymerase II.